Messenger RNA from Lycium ferocissimum, 1001 nucleotides. RefSeq names its product RPM1-interacting protein 4-like. The transcript is spliced from 4 exons. Lineage: Eukaryota; Viridiplantae; Streptophyta; Magnoliopsida; Solanales; Solanaceae. The record is from RefSeq and is a predicted model, not a curated record. The coding region runs from base 69 to 968 and encodes 299 amino acids.
GAAAAAGAAAAUAUCUUGGAAACAACACUGAAAGAUUUCUCUUACAUCUCAGCUGAAUUUUCUUUAAAAUGGCAAAGCACUCACAAGUACCAAAAUUUGGCGACUGGGAGAGCGAUGAAGAUGUUCAAUAUUCUAUUGUUUUCGAGAAUGCUGCUAAGGGUAAGAAAGGAAGUAAAAUGAAUCCAAAUGAUCCUCAAGAUCUUGAUGCAAAAGUGAAAGGUGAAAAUGGAAGCGACGCUGUACGACAGAAGCCUGAACAUUUUGCCAGCAGAGAUGAUGUAGAAAUGCGGAAAUCAACUGACAAAGCUCCAACUUACUCAUCUCCACAACGACAUGGUGAGAAAUCUGGAGGCCGCAAGUCAGAAUCAGAAACAAUGAAGGGACCUGAAAUCCCGAGGCAUGAACGUCGGCCAAGUCGAGAAGAGGGUUACCUAAGGAAACCUACUGAUUCCCCAUUGCGCAAUGAGAACAUGGGGAGAAGAACUCCUAUGGAAUCACCUCAUCAUCGCUAUGGUGGCUUAAGUGGUGGUGCUACACCUAAGAGGGCCUCUCAGCAAAGUGUGGGACCCGAUCGCAGCAUUGAGCACUCCCCGCUGCAUCCGCAUGGAAGGGCUGGAGGCAAAGGUGGUGUUGUUUCCUCUCCCUCAUGGGAAAGAAAGACUUCAUCUGAAGGUAGUCAUGGUCUGGCUCCCUCUACACCUGGAAGAUCCCGUUUGAGAUCAGUUACGAAAGGUGAUGACACGCCUGAUGACAGCCCUGCUGUUCCUAAAUUUGGUGACUGGGAUGAGAAUGAUCCAGCAUCAGCAGAAGGUUACACACAAAUAUUUAACAAAGUGCGAGAGGAGAAGCAGACUGGUGCAGCAAAAGUACCUGCCUCGUCUAAUGAUUCAUCUUACUCCAACAGUCAAAAGCGAUAUGGAAAUGACAGUGGAAAGGGAUGUUUGUGCUUUCCAUGGGGUCGUAGUUGACAGAGCUGACGAUGGAAUUGAAAAAAAGCAAAA